This is a messenger RNA of Lymnaea stagnalis (great pond snail), 43131 nucleotides long. Lineage: Eukaryota; Metazoa; Mollusca; Gastropoda; Lymnaeidae. The record is from the annotation of a GenBank genome assembly.
CUUCCGGGCAGUGAUAACAUUGGAAGUCUGUGCUCGGCACUUAAGUAAUUACAUAUUCCAUAAAGAAAUCCAAAGUGUGUGUGGGGAGGGGGGGGGGCAAGAACUCGGCACUUAAGUAAUUACAUAUUCCAUAAAGAAAUCCAAAGUGUGUGUGGGGAGGGGGGGGGGCAAGAGGGGGGGGGGGCUUUUUGGUUUCUUUUUACUGUUGAUGUCUUCAGUAACCUUAAGCAAUCAUUUAUUUUUAGUGUAGUCUACAUAGAAUUCUAGUGUAUUCUACAUAGAAAUUUAGUACAUUCUAUUUAUAAACAGUCUUUAUUUUUUUAUAUUUUAAUGAAAUUAUUUGCAAACCAUUGAUUUCGCCUCUUUUUAACUGCCAGACAUUAAGGAUCGUAUCUCAACUGUUGAGCUAUGAGUGCAUCAUUGUUGAAGGAUGUAUACGUUUUAGUUCUGCUCUGUUUUCUACAGCAAGGACUCAUACAGCAAACAAACUGCUCAGGUAAUUUCAUUUCAUUUUUAGUUUCAUAAACAAAGACAAAAAUCUUUAAACACAUUCUAUUUAUUUUCCUUUGGAUAGGAAUGUAAAUGGGGGUGGGGGGUGUCCACCGCCAAGAGAAGCACUUCUGUUAAUGUUAAACAGCAACACAAUAUAACAGUUCCUUGUGGGGAACAUAUUAUAGGAGGUCCCCCCCCCCUUGGUGGCGUUUAUUUAAGGUGCGCCACUGGCUAGGACGCAAGGCGUGAAAGUCAAAACACAAGUGGUGUGCAUUUGUGCAUGCAAAAAGGCCAUUCUUCCUAUGAUAUUUCUUAAUAAAAUCUUCUUUCUAGUAAUAUAAAUGUUUGAACGUGUUCACCAAAAACUCUGAUCCGGGCAGUGUAACCAUUAGAAUGAGAAGAUUACUGAAUGUAAUACUAGCAUAUUCUAUCUUUUCAUCAGAUGUCGUAGGUUGCAAGCGAAGCAUUUAGCUCAAGCUGCUCCUACUUAAAAGCUUCCAAUUAAAAACUGAAUUUUUCAUGGAUAAAAUUUGUUUCCCUAAUACAAACAUAGAACUGACAGUCUCUAAUUAUCAAAUUUUGUAUCAAAUACCUACAAAUCGAAAUUGAUACCAGCCGAUUUCUGAUACUACCAAUGUGUAGAAGAAUAUCCAACAAAAGAGCAUCAAAGAAAAACAAAGAAUAUCUAAAAGUAGCUAAGAAAAAUGUUUAAAAAUAUCAAAGAAUAUCAAAGAAUAUCUAGGAGUAUCAAAGAAUAUCGAAGAAAUCUAAGAAUAUCAAAACAUAUCAAAGACUAUCUAAAAAUAUUAAAGAAUAUUGACGAAUAUUAAAGAAUCUAUCAGAAUAUCUAAAAUAGACACCCCUCAUCAAUGUUUACCAAACUGAGAUUGAAACCGGUACAAGAACUGAAACCGACGUGUACCCCGUGUACCCCGGGACAAGCCAGCUAAACCUUCACUAUCCCGGUCCAUCCAGGACUUACCCCGGGACAAGCCAGCUAAACCUUCACUAUCCCGGUCCAUCCAGGACUUACCCCGGGACAAGCCAGCUAAACCUUCACUAUCCCGGUCCAUCCAGGACUUACCCCGGGACAAGCCUGCUAAACCUUCACUAUCCCGGUCCAUCCAGGACUUACCCCGGGACAAGCCUGCUAAACCUUCACUAUCCCGGUCCAUCCAGGACUUACCCCGGGACAAGCCUGCUAAACCUUCACUAUCCCGGUCCGUCCAGGACUUAUUAUAAAGCCUCUUUAUAAUCUUUUUUUUUUUCGUCCAUUUCACAGAAUGUGGCGGAACCUUGAUACAGGAGAAUGGCGUCAUCUUGUCUCCAAAUUAUCCGAACAAUUAUGCAAACUAUUUAGCUUGCAAAUGGACAAUAAAGGCCAAAGAAAACCAGAUAAUUGACUUGAGGUAUACUUAUUUUUUCCUGUAAAAUUUGACAUCACAAUAACAUAAAAAUAAAGGACUAAUAAUGAAUAGGCUUGUUUUGAAUUUAGUAUAGGCUGUAUCAAGGGGAAUAAUGCCCAAAUUAAAACAUCUCUCCACAGCUAACGUUAUCUUUAGUAGCCAAUGUUAUGUACAGCUAUAUGAUUUUUUAUACUUACAAAAAUACAUCUUGAAUGAUAACAAAAUGUGUCGAUACACCGAUACUAUUACUAUCAUCAUUUUGAAUUCGAUGACACGUUAGUUAUUGUGAGGCGACAUCUAGUUGCCACUUUUAGACGCUUCUGCGCAUUAGUAGGCCAAUUGCUAAGUGGGUUACUUGCGUGCAAAAGUUCUACCAGAUGCUUUGACCUAUCACAAUGCUUUGAAAAGGAAAAAACAAAUGUAAGAAAAUUGUGUAAUCUUCCCGCUAACCGCGACCCAGACUCUGGGUUAGACUUAAACUAUCGCAAACUAAGUUUGAUUUUUUUGUUUAAUAUUUGAUUGAAUUUUUGAGGCAACGUUCGACCGUAUUGAAAACAAUAUUUUAGUUUUUGUUUUUAUAUGGCUGGGGAAACUUUCUAGGAAUUUAAAAACCAAAUAUGACACAAAAUCAAAACAUUGAACUACAUGAUUAGUUAUGACAACUUUUUUUCAACUUUUUGUAGGUGCCCCAUCAGUCAGUGAACGAUAUGAAUUUUGCAGUUGCAGAAGUAGGGAAUCUAGUUGUCUUGAGGUGUCCAAUUGGACUCUGAAUAUCUAAAUAAAAUAUGCAACAGUAAAUUAAAUAUGCUUAAACUUACAACUAAAAACAAUCAGCUGAAGUUAUUCAAUAAAAAAAAUAAUUAAUACAUGUUUUAUUUAAUUUUGUUGUCUAAAUCUAUCCGACCUAAACUUUGGUUUCAAACAAUAAUUUAUUAUAUCGCCUACUUGUUAGAAUUAGAAUAUCUUUGUCAAAACUUGCUUCAGCAAGGUCUCCCCAGAAUCGAAAACCGCUGCAAACUAUCUGCCUCACCAAUCUUUAUCUUUGACCAAAAGUUCAUCACAGUGGUAACUUGCAUCAAAUAUGUGACGUCAAAUGAUGAACAUGAUUAAAACUAAAACUAAUUUGCACUUCCUCUCAUGGCUGCUAAGUGACGAUGAUCUUCUAUAUUUCAGAUUUAAAAGGUUUGACACUGAGCAAACAUACAUGUGCUAUGAUACGGUAGAGGUUUUUGAUGGCAAUAAACUGACCACGUUUUGUGGAUCCAAGCCACAAGCGGUCUUAACCAAAAUUUCCCUGAGAUCAAAGAGAAAUGUUAUGGUUGUUAACUUCAAUUCGGACGGUUCAGAAUCAAGACCUGGCUUCCUUGCCACCUACUGGAUGCAUGGUUUGUAAUACACAAAGUUCAAUAGAGUCAACAAAUUAUUUUUUAAAUUGCAAAAUAACCUCAUUUACAAUUUUUUUGUUUUUGACUUAAGUCAUCCUUAAUAAUUCUUUUCCCUACAGAAUGCCCCCAAUUCUCCUAUGGUCCCGACACCUGCAACAAAACAUGUCAAUGUGUGCCAGAGAACUCAGUCCAGUGCGACAAUGUAAACGGCACCUGCUACUGUCAAUCAGGGUGGACGUCACAUGACUGUUCCGUGGAUAUCGAUGAGUGCCGAAACGCGCCGAACGAGCUGUGCCCCGGUGAAAAUCAAGAUUGUGUCAACACACCUGGCGGUUACCUGUGUGAUUGUAGACGAGGUCUUGUCAAAAAUGUCACAGGACAUUGUCAGGGUGACUUGAAUUAUUGGCUUUAGGUGUAUUACGCAUGCUUGUAAAAAAAAAGAAUAAUUCAAAAGUGUGUUACAAUGCUAUUAUCAUGUCCGGCUCAUAUCACCGGGUUAACGGUAUCAGUAUGUCAGCAUUAUUAAGGUGCUCAGUUGAAUGAGUUUCUUUCUUACCCAGUUACUGAAUGAGGGAGUUGUCUUUUUAAGGCAACAGCCAAAACAAUUAGACAAACGUAGAUAUUUUUUUUCCUUUAAAAGGAUUGACUUUUUUUGUUUUAAUAUAAACUAUAUAAACUAUAAUACACUAUAUAUAUAUAUAUAUAUAUGUGUGAGUGUUUGUGUGUAUCAUCUAUAUUUAAUUUAUUCAGCGGGAAUACUCUUUCAGACCCUAAGCAAUGCGUGGAGAAGAAAUGUUCUCACAUGUGUGGAGUAGUUUCCACCAACCCUUGGACUGAAGUGUGUUACUGCCCAAAUGGGAUGGAGCUAGACCCAGUUGAUGAUAAAACAUGUGUGGGUGAGUCACUUAGAGCAGGGGUCUCAAACUCAAAUCAUCCGGGGGGCCGCAGGAGGUAGAGUCUGGGUGAGACUGGGCCCCAAUCAAGUAAACAAAAAAUGCGAUUACAAAUUCAUUAAAGUAAAACUGGUACUAUCUGGUCAGAGAUUAUUAAUAACAAAAUAAAAAAAAUAAGGAUUCUAAGAACUAGGCUUCUUUUCUUCCUCCUACUCCUUGUUGCUAGAGACCUGUCAGUGCUUCUUCUUACACUACUGAGCAACAUUUGGCUUGAGUGAGGAAGCAACUGAGACCCUCAGUGAAGCUUGAAGAUGCUCAUCAGUAAAUUUGGCCCUCAACUUUGACUAUUUAAAUUUCAUAGUGGGAAAAGAGCUUUUAACACAGAUGGGUACUCCCAGAACAGCACAUUAUCCACUUGAGCAACCUGACCUGGAAAUCUCAGUAAAGGUGGAGAGCAAUACUCUCAUAACUUGUCCAUGCUUGUCUGUUUCUCCAUUCACUCCCUGAACUAAGAAUUGCACUGAAGAUCAAUCAGUUCCAUUUGAAGCGGGAAAAAAAUGUGUGUGUGUGUGGGGGGAGGGGGUGUUUGGGCGCAUCUUCCACAUUAUAGGAGAAAAGAUCAGCAGAAAGUUGAAAAGUCGCUCUGUCUGUUUUUAAGUCUAAAAAAUCUGAUCAAAUUCUUCCUGGAGCUUUGCAAUGGCAUCAGUAUACUUACUACUGAAUGGUGUGCUCGAGUACAUGAGUACUUUGCAGGUUGGGAAAUGGCAGAGGUUUUAUGCACAGGCAACACUGACAAGCUGCCCCUGGUCUUCUAACUUCUUGAUGAGUACAUUCAGCUCCUGUAUAAUGUCAACAAGAAAAGCUGUCCAUGAGCCAUUUGGGAUCACUUAGUACAGGAAAAACCACCUCAUCCUUCUCCAGAAAGGCUUUGAAAGCUAAAACAGUUCAAACAGUGGGCAGGAGCAGGCGAUAUUUAUGAAUUAUUGAUGCGAAGGAAGAUGCUAUUGCAGGGAUAAUGAAUGACUUUUUUUCUAACCCUAUUUUUAAAUGGAACCAAGCUCACAUGCUUGGAAAUUCCCUCUCUCGUUAAAAGUAAGGACACUUUAAAUAGGGAUCCUUUGAUACUGUGUCAGAUUGCUACGAUUUACACAAUUAUGGUUGUGAUUUAUCCACUAAUUGAAAUUUAAAACUUUUCUAAAAAAAACGCACUUUGGCCAUGUUUGUCUCAUAAAAUGCUACUGCUACAAAAUUAAAAAUGUUCGUACCGUUUUUAAACGGUUUUUACCAUUAUAAUCAACGUCCAAAUCUAUACAAACAUAAAAAUAAAAUCAGAAUCAGACUAGUUGGUGAGAUUAGACUGAAAUCGUCGCGGAAGGUCACAUCUUAGAGUAUGAGAAUGGGGAAACCUUGCGGGCUGCACAACGCUAAACUUUGCUGUCAUGUGGUGGGCCGCGAGUUUGAGACCCCUGACUUAGACGGAAUAAUAGAAAAUUAAAUUUUUCUUAGUUUGCAAAACAUUAACCAAACAAUUGAUGAAAACAAAAAUCAUCGUUUGUCAAAAGCAAAUGAGCGAAAAAAAAGUAUGGGGAAAACCUGAAAAAAAAGAAGAAACAAAACAUCAAACGUGUCGGCAAGUAGCCUUCUUCAUCAAAGAAACAACAUUAAAAACAAUAUAAAAUUAAAAUUAACACUUAAUAGCAAUGUAGUAUCCGAGAGAAUAGCAAGAGUAAUGUGGCAGAACAUAAGUAGGUUAGAGAUUUAAUACAGGCAAAAUGGGACGGAAGAGAGGAAAAUUAAGUUCACUUCGUUUGGUCAUAACGUGAAAGUGGCAUAGAAAAAGUUUUAACAAGUGAAGGAGAACUUAACAUCCAAGCCAUGUGGUGUCAAGGCUCCAUAAGUCUGAAUCACUUUGUUUUCCAAGUUCACCUGUUUUGGUGUGUUUGUACCAGACACAAUGACGGUGAUGGCAAAAUCCUCUGAACCCUUGCGAUCUCUUCUAUUGGAGUUCUUUGAGAUGGGACACUGCUUAUUUGGCACAAUACUACGAGGGCGCUCAGUACAAUUGUCAGAGAGGUGGCGUCUAGGCUCACCUGGAGACACCAUCUGGCACCGGGUGCAAACAAUGGUCUCGACACCGUUUGUCGGGCGUACGGUUGUGUUCUAAUAUAAAAUACAUGUUUCAUCUUUCCUUUAACAAGUAAGCUAAUUUCUUUUCCUUUAAAUGAUAAAGUGUUGCACUUGAAUGAAAAUAGGACUUAUGACAAAAAAAAUCUGUAGCAUCAAACAGUUCUAUAUCUUCAUCAUCAUAUCAUCAUCAUGUCCGUUAGUCCUUGGACUGUUGGGGCGCCACAGAUGACAUGUGAACUAUCCCAUUCGUCUCUGUCUUCUCAAAAUCUUAACUUAGUAUAUAUAUAUAUAUUUCUGCAUCUUUCUUAAAUUAUAAAUUUUAACAUUACCAUAAUUUUAAAUAUUUUCUUAGAUUCACACGUUUUAAGUUUCUACUUUAUCCUUUAUUAAUGUCUUUGAUAAUAGAGUGUGACGGUUGGAGUUACGGUAAGGACUGCACUCUCAAAUGUCAGUGUGACCCCAAUCGGGCGUCAACGUGUGACAGCUUCAGCGGAGAAUGUCAAUGUAAACCAGGGUGGGCGAGCCCUGGCUGCACUAACAUCAACGAGUGUGCCUUGAAUGCCAGCAGCCAUAUAUGUGGCUCUUACGGCACCUGCCUGGACCAACUGGGAACCUACAACUGUAUGUGCCACGACCAGUAUGAAUUUUUUAAUGGAACCUGCAAAAGUAAGACUGCUUAGGGGACUAGUAUUUUCCCGCGCAAAGUCGUAAGAGCUAUGCAUUUUUCUUCUUCUCUUCAGGCAAUAGUUUUUGAAGGAAAAAAAAAGUGGAGAAAAUAUAAUUUAAUAAGUACUAGGCAUUGUGGUUAGGGAUAGAAAUUUAACUUUGGAAUCCAUUUUGUGCCAUUGAAUUCCUAAUUACCCUGCCUCUGAAGAAGCUAAAAAAAUGGGUUCUUCAUUUCUCUGUGAUAACCAUCUUAUAUGUUGUGUGAUGAAACCUCAUAAAAUAACCGAAGAUAUCCUUUUUUUGCUCCUGGUCUUCGUGCAUCAGCUAAAAUGCAAUAAAUUUCGUGUUGUUUUAAAUGAGAGAGAUAUUAUGGAUUAUUGUAAUGUAAAAAUAAUUAUUGUUUUGAUUUAUUUCCUUAAAAAAAAAAUAAAAAAAAACAGAAUGCGGCAGGGAGUUAACAGAAACAGAAGGAUUUAUAUACAGAAUGGUGGGAUCUUCAGACGGUUCAUCUUUUGAACAGUGCUACUGGACCAUCAGAGCUCCAGAAAAUCAUGUCAUUUCAAUAAGGUAACUUUUAAGCAACAAAAAAAAAAACAUCCCCUUUUCAAUUCGGUAACUUUCUUACUUAUUUUAAAUCUUAGACUUCUCUCUCUCUCACCCCCUCUCUCUACCUCUCCAUCACUCUCUGUCUCUCUCGGUCUCUCUCCAUCUCUCACUCUCUUUCUCUGUCCCCACUUCUCUAUCUGUUUCUCUCUCUCUCUCUCUCUCUCUCUCUCUCUCUCUCUAUCUAUCUAUCUAUCUAUCUAUCUAUCUAUCUAUCUAUCUAUCUAUCUAUCUAUCUAUCUAUCUAUCUAUCUAUCUAUCUAUCUAUCUAUCUAUCUAUCUAUCUAUCUAUCCAUCUAUCCAUCUAUCCAUCUAUCCAUCUAUCCAUCUAUCUAUCUAUCUAUCUAUCUAUCUAUCUAUCUAUCUAUCUAUCUAUCUAUCUAUCUAUCUAUCUAUCUAUCUAUCUAUAUGUCUGUCUGUCUGUCUGUCUGUCUGUCUGUCUGUCUGUCUAUCUGUUUGUCUCUCUCUGCAUUGAAAAAUAGAAUAUCGUGUACAUCAGUUUAAAUUCAAACAUGUAAUAUAUUUUUAUGCCAGCCAGACAAAAUCAGCACACAACUCUAUGAUACCUUAAAUUAUUAUUAAAAAGGGUAAGGAAAGCUUCAUCGUGUUUAUUUGUCCAAUGCCCUGCUGAACUGUCUGAUCUUUUCACUUUAAAUCAUUUUGAUGAACCAUCAACAAUAAAUGCCACAAAUAACCUUAUAGUUUUCUUCCUUUCUUUGGUGAAAAUGUAUGUCUUACUCUUUGUAGGAUUGUAUGUCUUACUCUGUGGGAUUUUUAUGUCUUACUCUCUGUGGGAUUGUAUGUCUUACUCUGUGGAAUUGUAUGUCUUACUCUCUGUGGGAUUGUAUGUCUUACUCUCUGUAAGAUUGUAUGUCUUACUCUCUGUAAGAUUGUAUAUCUUACUCUCUGUGGGAUUGUAUGUCUUACUCUGUGGGAUUGUAUGUCUUACUCUCUGUGGGAUUGUAUGUCUCACAAUCUGUAAGAUUGUAUGUCUUACUCUCUGUAGGAUUGUAUGUCUUACUCUCUGUGGGAUUGUAUGUCUUACUCUGUAGGAUUGUAUGUCUUACUCUCUGUAGGAUUGUAUGUCUUAUUCUCUGUGAAAUUGUAUGUCUUACUCUCUUUGAAAUUGUAUGUCUUACUUUUGUAUGUAUUACUCUCUGUGAAAUGGUAUGUUGUUCUCUCUGUGAAAUUGUAUAUACAGUGGAACCUCUCAUAACGAGCACCUCGCAUUACGAGUAAUUCGCAUAACGAGGAAAAAAAAUGUUAAGAAGUUGCUCCUUCAACAUCAAAAUCUGCUCUAUUCUCAAGAACAAAAACAAAAUUAAGGAGAUGGAUGGAGAGCGCAUUAAUGGAGGAUUAAGUAGCAGAGCAACAAUCUUCUAGCGCAAUAAGAGAAAUGCUGAAAGCAUGGGCAACUGUUGCAUCGUACAUUAAGAAGCAUCACCCUAAUAAGGAGGUGGCUAUUCGUGCUACAAAUGUAUUCAAUGAUAAUGCUGUGGCACAUUUUCGUCAAAUUUUGAAGCGUCAGCAAAAACAAAUGUCUUUAGACAGUUUUCUAGUUAAAAAGGAUUAAUUAUUUGUAAUAAAUUCAUAUUUUUAUUUACGUUUUUUUGUUUCAAAUCUAAAUUAUAUUCCAAGCUGUUACACUCCUUAACAAUUGAUAAGUCAUUUUAUUUGAAUAAAUGUUAAAUUUUUUUUUUUUUGAAAAAUGAGUAUUUUUUAAGCAUGGAACGCAUUAUCGUAUUUUACAUUGAUUUGUAUGGGAAAAAUUGUUUCAUUUAACGAAGUGUUUCGCUUAACGAGUAAGAUUCUAGAACGAAUUAGGCUCAUUAUGAGAGGUUCCACUGUAUUACUCUCUAUGAAAUGGUAUGUUAUUCUCUCUGUGAAACUGUAUGUCUUACUCUCUAGGAAAUUGUAUGUCUUAUUUUUGUAUGUCUUAAUCUCUGUGAAAGUGUAUGUCUUACUCUCUGCAUGCAGCUGAAGUCAUAACGAUAUGCCGACGUCGUAGUGAUUCUUAGAGGUGUUAUAUUAAGUUAGCUUUGUGUGUUUGCUUGUCUAGGCGUUUGCCGGGCAUUGAGUGUCAGUCCACAAACUUGGGAUUAACUCACUUAAGACCGCUCGGCCACCCAGAACCCCAGUUGGUGGGACUUGUUAACCUUGGAUGAUAAGUCAUCUAAAAGAGAAGGCCAUCUCUGAAAUCAAACCAGAGAUGGAGUCCCGUGGGCGUCAUGACACCGACACAAUUAAAAAUACAGAAGAAAAAAACCCUGCGAAGUGGAACGCAUAAAGAUCACAUCGAAACACAUAAAAAUGCUGCUACUGUCCCCCCCCCCCCCCCCCCAACACACAUCCAUUACCCUAAUACAGUUAUCUGGACUAAGUCUUGCCAUUGGAUUAAAUGGUCAAAGACGAGAAAGCGAGGCUGAUGAAUUUAACAAUUGCACCUUACUUUAAACAAAAUACAGCACAAGUCAAGGCUCCUUCUCAAGCCUUGUUCAUCUUUCCAUGCGCUGGGCAAACAAUAAUAAUAUUAAUCAAUGAAUCGUAUUGCUUUUUGUUUAAUGAUUAGUGCACGAUACAUCAUUUGUUUUUCUUGAGGUUCACUUCGUUUUCAAUGGAUUCUGGAUUCGUCAAACUGUACAGUGGCAAUGGGUCAAAGACUGCAUUUGCUACAGUAACAGUAAGUAACAAGAAUCAUCUCUUCCGUUCCGCCACCAAUGUCUUGAAAAUCGAUGACAACUUCGCUAAGUUUCCGAAUUUCUUCAAUCUUACAUACUGGACUCAUGGUAAAAACAUGAAAUUGGCUUUUUAUUUACAAACAAAUGUAUAAAUUUUUGGUUUUUGUAUUGUAUUAGAUAUUCAUAACUCUACUAGUAUACUUGGUUGGUGAGAGUCUAGUGAAAUAUUGAUACGUUUAUAUUAGGUUAAUUGUUUUUUUUUAAAAUUGCGUUUGCAUGCAAGUACAUUCGAUAAUGUACUUUUAAAAAUAGGUUUCAUUUUUACAAAAUUAAAAACGCCGUUAUAUAAAUUGGCUUGACUAGAACUGUUUAUAAAUUUGUGAACUCUAAAUGAAUUACGGGCUAGUGAGUGAACAAAAAAAAACAGAAAAAGGAAAACAAUCAAAAACUAUGUUAUUAAUUUCUCAAUACCCGGUAUCUACUUUUGAACCAAUAUUCCAAUAUUUGCGCUACCUAUCAUUAGCAUAUUAUUGUCUCUUACCUCAGAAUGUGACCCUUUCACACACGGUGACAGGUGUGAAAGUAGAUGCGAUUGCUUGGCAGAGCAUACAAUCUCUUGUGACAGCCUAGAUGGUAACUGCGUAUGCGCCUCAGGGUGGUCAGGAAGUAGUUGUACUGUGGAUGUUAACGAAUGUGCACCCUGCACGUCUCAGUGUCUGAGAACCCCUGGUUGCCUCUGUUCACAAUGCCCGUAUGAUCAGAACUGCUACAAUCAUGAAGGGACAUUUGAGUGUGUUUGCAAAGAAGGUCUCCUAUUUAAACCAACGGGAAAAUGUGGAGGUAUGAUCUACUCACACCGCAUUUAAAGAUGUAAAAAAAAAAAAAAAAAAAAAAAAAACGUUUACUUGUAUCAUCUUCCAAAUGAUGUCUUAAACCUAUCACUAUUCAAUUGCAUUAUUCGCAUUUAGUUUUAAAAUACAAUUUCCUCCUCUUUGAUCCGUGGAGAACCCAGAUAAGUAAUGCAGUGGUGUCAUUAGGGGGUGCGGGCAGUACCGGAUGACACCUUCACACAAUGGGAAAACUCUAAGCUUGCUCGAGUUUGUCCUGAAAUAAAUCUAGGUUAAAUAAAUAUUUCUUUCUAUUUCAAUCUUCCGCAUACCUUGCUCUGUUAUUUCCUUCACACAGCUUCAACGCAGUCCUUCAUUUAUUAUACUAUUGUCCCCCCCCCCCCCCCCCCCCCAGACUUAAACUUUUUUACCUGGUGAGUUCUCUGAGGGGUUUACUUUAUUGUAAGUGGCACGCUUGCUAAGGCACCACUAGGCCAAAUUUUGGUCAAUAUUGGAAAUUUUAAAAUUCAAAUAGAUCAAUCGAUUUAUUGGGAAAUGUUUGCAUCUUUGGAAACCAGGAAAGUAAAGUUUUAAGUGUAGGGUUUAAUGUUUCAAUAAAAGUACAUUGUUUUGCAUUUUUAACACUCUGGCCUAGUUAAAUGGGGGGGGGGGCGGGGCGACUUUAUCAUAGGCUGACACCAAACCUAGUGAGACUGCUGAAGUAAUGUAUUAUUAAACUAAGUUACAAAGUUACAACUAAAAUCCAGCCCAUGUCCCAUGUUCUAAAUGUCCCAUGUCCCAUGUUCUAAAUGUCCCAUGCCCCAUGUUCUAAAUGUCCCAUGUCCCAUGUUCUAAAUGUCCCAUGUCCCAUGUUCUAAAUGUCCCAUGUCCCAUGUUCUAAAUGUCCCAUGUCCCAUAUGUCUGCAACUAGAAGGAUAUGUUACCAAACGCUGGUCAGUUUAAAUACAUUUAAUAUUUCUUUUCUUCUCUUCAGCUUGUCCUCAUCUCACUUAUUCUGAGAACUGUUCCAAGACAUGUGACUGCGUGCAAAACCACACACUCUCCUGUGAUGCUACCUUUGGUACAUGCAAGUGUAAGCCAGGCUGGGAGUCACAUGACUGCUCCGUUGAUAUCAAUGAAUGUUUCUCCUACAGGUUUGAAUGUCCCUCUCAGUUCGCUUACUGUGAGAAUCUCCCAGGCAGUUAUGCAUGUCAUUGUUUUGACGGGCUAGAGAUGGAUGAAGAUAGAAACUGUGCAGGUAAUUUUGUAUGGGGUAUUUUUUAAGGCUGGCAAUUUCAGUAUUUGUUUUCAUGUGCCUAUUUUUUAAAAAAAAUUGUUCUCAACGUGCUGGUUGAAUAUACUGUUAUAAAUAAGCCACAUGAGAUCUGCAAUAUAUAUUUAUAAAACUGUUUUGACUUAUUGAAUAAAAAAAAAAUUCCUCUCUGCGCGAUUGUUAGAGUAGCAUUCGUAAUUUCAACCACUUUAUCUUCCGUUACCUCAAACUCUUCAGCUCCCUUAGUCAUCCACCAGCCUUUGUCAUGUUGUAGUUUUAACUUUAUUUAACACCUCCUCCCCAAAUUUCAUUUGAAGCCUACAAGGAACCGAAGAUCUUGACAGUUCCGAAGUACGAGUUGUAAAUGUUAUGAACUAGAUUUAGGAACGUGAAUGUUUGUUAUGAAAGGCAGCCGAUGAUGGUCACGGGAGGGUUUUUGUGAGAGUGAGGUUGUCAUUCGUCGGGAGUGGUUAUGCAAGGUCAGAACGUGGGGUUAGAUAGUGGUGUUCGGUUUUUUUAGAGAAUGCCUAUGGGGAGUGAUAGGUUUCGAAAGAGUAGUGUGGUAAGUUAUGUUGAGCCAUACCAAGUGUACAAAGAACCACCGAUAGUAGCAACAUAAAAAAGGGCAGACAGCGCUGGACAUGACAUAUUGAAAGAAUGCUGGAAUGUACAACAGAGAAAAGUGAUAUAAAGGCAGAAAACUAUGGAGCAGACGACUCACCGGUCGCCCAAGGCUGAGAUGGAUCGACGGUGGCGAUUAGGGGUGGACAGGAGAGUUCAAGCGGCCCGGGGAAAAAAAACAAAGUGGCCCGGGAAAAUAACAAAAAGUGGCCCUGUCUUUAUGACUUUUAUUUGUAUUAUAUCACCGGUCCUGGCGGCUCAUCGGGAAUCUUCCCGGCGGCCCAGUCCACCCCUGGUGACGAUGUAGAGUUAGAUUUACACCAGUUGGGGGUUCGCGCAUGGAGGCGAAAAGUUUUUAUUGCACACAUUUCCUAGGAACUCUAUACAAUACCGAAGAGCAACCCGACAAUGUAUAGAAUACCCCGCCAUUCAUGUUUGAUUCGUGGAUCGUUCCGAAAGGAAGGAUGAGAUGAAGCAGGCCAGGACCCUACCUGGGCUUUAACGCCACUGAUGAUGAUAUUAAGGGCAGUAUUCCUAAGUGUUUUUCUGGCAGGAUGGCCGUGAAUUCAGAUGGGGGUAUCAGCCAACUUUUUUUGCUGUUAGCAACGCGUUUUCAUUGUGUGCAACUUUUUUGUUUUGAACACGGUGUAAUAUUAAAGAGAAUGUGUAAAUAAAAAUCUCUUUUAUUUUCACUCGGGGUUAAAAAUGGGGACGCCUGCCACUUUUUUAUCAAAUUUUACGAAUGUAUCCCUAAAUCGAUCCCUAUGCCUAACCUGAACCCUAAAUCGAUCCCUAUGCCUAACCUAAACCCUAAUUCACUGCGACUAUAAUAAAGAUAAAUAAGACGCCGUGGCAGCCGUCCUCGGUUUUAGCCUCACUUGGCACUGUUACCUGUUGUAGUCACCAGAUGUGGACGUAAGCAUUCAUUAGACAUGGUUGUUACCAUAGAAAACAAGUAGGGCUCAUCAAACUGUCCGUUCAUCAUCGGCACCUAUCGGCAAUAGGCAGAGGCGUAGCUAGAGUGUUUGGCGCCCGGGGACAAGAUUCACCGUAAAGCGCUCCCUUUUCUUUUUUCAUCUCUCAAACCCGUUAUUUUCAUCAAUAAAAUAAUAUCAAAGCACAAUUUGGCGCCCCUCACUAGCUGGCGCCCGGGGACAUCUGUCACCCCCUGCACCCCUUCGCUACGCCUCUGGCAAUAGGCUAGUGCUAGACUUUGUUAAUUGUAAGAAAGAAGAUCGUAACAAUAUUUUUUUUUAUUUUAAUUCUUCUUUGUUAAAAUGUUACACGUUGAAUAAAACAAAAUCACGUUUUAAUUUGUAAAAAAAAAUUUGUAUGGCAUAAAACUAACUCUUGCCUUUUUUUUUAACCUUUUUUUCCAAAUAUUUUAAAUGCUAUGAAGGAUGUGUAUCUUUCUUUUUUUUUUUUUUUUUUUUUUUUUUUUUUUUUUGUAUAGUAAAAAAUAAUGAUUCCAAUUGCACCUCAAGCCACUGCCCCGGUGUGUGUGUCCAGAUGACAACUGACUCUGAAGAUAAAGAAAUGUGUUACUGCCCACUUGGUGAAGUGUUUGAUGGGACUCGGUGUAACUGUAAGGGCUUUUUUCUAAUGUCCGUUUGGCUUACUUGAUCAGAGUGAAUGUUUAAGGCUUAGACUCAAGUACAUCAACACACCUUAUGCCUUAUGGUAGAGAAGCUGGCUGCGGGUGUGGUUGAACUGAAAAUGUCUGCCUGCUUAAGAAUAAAUUUAAAUAUAAUUUAAAUAUCUUUAUUCGAACUGAUUUGAAAGUCCAUUGUACCCUAAAUAAUAUUUAUAUGUUAUUAAUGAGCAGCAUAUAUUAUUCUAAAUAUUGUGAACAUCAAAGUUAUUGAUUAUUUUAGAUUGUGAUUUCCUUACAGCUCGUCUCAAGUUGGCAUUGCUGUAUCCAAUAUUUGUAAACACUCGUUUUCUCCGUGUGGAAAACACAUUUUUAAACAUCAUUAUUUUAAUUGCUCAAAACAAAUAUUCAUCGUAAAGAAGAAAUGUUAUUUUAUUUUGUAGCCUACUGUCUUUUCAACAAAAAAAAAUAAUAAUCAUAGAUUUAUUAUGUCAUUUUAAUCUAAAACUAACUACUAAUUUAUUUUCCAAAUAAAGUACUGAUAAGUUAAUGAUAUAUAUAGGCGUGCCAGAGCUUGAAAUGGGACAACAGAAAACUGAAAAAUUUCAGACAUCUCAUUGUAUCCACAUAAGUUUGGGAGUUUUCCGUAUUUUCGUGUUGCCUAUAUGUUCCAGCAAUGUGUGAAAUCCAGCAUUGCAUAAAUUGCUUAGGAAUUAUAUAGAAUGCCCGAAAUUUGUAGGCAAAUUAUGAAAUGGUAUUUAUUUCAAACACUUCCUAGGAACUCUAUACAAUACCGAAGAGCAACCCGGCAAUGUAUAGAGUACCCCUCCAUUCAUGUUUGAUUCUUUCCUCGGUGGUGCCCUCGCCUUGAAGUUUUGCAAGACAUACAGACAGGACAAACUCGAAAAAAUAAUAGAAAGCGUACAAACAACACAGCAGGAAGAAGCAAAUCAGCAGAUGCAAGAUACAGAGCCUACUAUACAGAAUACUGAAGAGAAUGCAACCAAUAACGGAGAAAACCAAACAGAUUGUGACGGCAUGGUUAUCGAAGAUCCUCCCACUUCUGCUGUUUGCUGUGUCUGCUUAAAAGAAAGCAGCUGCCCCCACACACGCCGAAACUGUCGCCGUAAUGUUCAUCUUAUCAUUUGGAAUGCUGCUUAAGACGACGGAGAUGAGGAAAUAGAAGGUUGUGGUAUUUUGUGCAGCCUGCGUUUCAACGUUAAGAGAGCUGUCAAAUUAAGCUAGAAUAGAAUCUUGAAAACUUUGAAAUCCAGGCCAAAAAAUGAAAAUAAACUCUUAAGGAGCGAGCUACUGUGCGAGUUCCUAUUCCUGACUUUGACAAGGGACUGGUUGACUCUCCCAUUCUGUUGGAAGUUGUUAUGACAAUGGCAGAAGACGGCUUUUACCAAUUUGGAACUGCACAAAGUAUCUUGAAACAACUGUAUGCGAGAUCACAGUUCGAUGUAUGUCCAAAGAACUUAUUGAUAGUUGAGAACGUCCCUAACCAUGAUAUACCUCUGCCUCUCCGAUCUGCUGCUGUCUCUCAGUCAACGGGAAGCUGUCAGGGAUUCGUGAGGUGUAUGUGCAAAACUAAGUGCCAAAACAUGGUGUCUUUGUAUGAAAAAAGGAAAAUUAAUUGCAAUUCAAAAGGCCACUCCAGCCUUACUUGCUGCAACAAGAAGUUCGAUGUCACCUUUGCUUGCCUUACUUACUGCAACAAGUAGCAUGACGUCACCUUUACUUUCCGGGCUCCUUGUUAAGAACGUCCUUUCCUUAUUUCAUAGUUCUUCUUUUGUUUUCAAAUGUGUUUUUUCCAAUAAAAACGUUUUCAUCACGCUCUUUUGAAACUUUGCCUGAAGUAUAUUUGUCAUUAUUUAUAAUACCUAGGCAAUGUUUAAAAUGCGUAAAGGAAAGUAUGUAACAAAAUAAAGAAAAUCAAAUAUUUCAUACUUUGCCUAAAAACUUCAGGCAUUCUAUAUAAUGACUAGGUAUUCUAUACAAUGCCUGCAUUUCACACAUUGACGGUAAUAUAUAUAUAUAUAUAAGAUGCGUCUUAUACAAAGUUUUACAUAUGGGUGCGUCUUUUGUAAAAUAUUUUUACACAAAUCGUCAAAACAGGUGUCUUAUUUUUAUAAUUAGGUGUCUUACAUGCGCGGAAAUACGGUAAGUAUUUUUAACAGGAACGAACGAUUAGUGUGUGAUAUUGAAGGACGAUUAUUGUGGUUGAUACUCAGUGUCACGAUUUUCAUUCCUAGUUGUAAAAAGAAUUGGGUAAGUUUUCAAUCCAAUGAAGGCCACUUCAAAUUAAAAAUCCUUUAGUUUCAAUGUUAUAAUUAUCAAUGCCUUAAAAGUCUAAGUCUAAGUCUAAGAAGUCUAAGUCUAAGUCUAAGUCUAAGUCUAAGUCUAAGAAGUCUAAGAAGUCUAAGAAGUCUAAGUCUAAGUCUAAGUCUAAGUCUUAGUCUAAGUCUAAGAAGUUUAACUUCUGGCGUAUGUUGUUUCUAGAAUCUAGAUAUAGGUGCUCAGCCCACCCACUAUUGGCACGGCGGCAGAUAAUCUUUGAUCUACCGGUAAACUAAAAAUGGUAAUGAAGCCUUGUUUACAUCCGACGAAGAUGAAACUUUGGACAGAUUUCAUUUAUGAUAAAAGAUAGGGAACCACCUGAUAUAAAUUGCUCAGUGCGGCAGAUAUAUAGGCCGCGUGCGUCUUGUAAUUUUUGUUUACACAAAUCGUCAAAACCCGCGUCUUAUUUAUGGGAGCGUCUUAGUCUUAGGUAAAAUAUUUUUUUACACAAAUCCGAUUCCGAUUCAAAUCGAAAAAACCAGACAGUGUCAGUGUCUUAUAUAGUAUAAUAUAGUGCGUCUUAGUCUUAGUUUUAUACUUAUACUUAUAUGCGCGAAAAUAUGGUCAUGGUAAAUUUAAAUUACAAGUAAUAAAAUAAAUUUAAUUAUUUUAUCCCGUUUUUUUUUAAUCCAUUCUUUAGUAUGCGGAGAUUUCACUUAUGGUGUAAACUGCAAUUCAACUUGUGAUUGUGUGAGAGACAAUACCGAGUUGUGUCACCGCAGCACAGGACAGUGCUUUUGUAAGCACCAAUUUCAUGGACCUGAUUGCUCGAUUGAUGUUGAUGAGUGCUCAUCACUUUAUACCCGUUAUUGUGGGAGCCAUCAACACUGCGUCAAUACUGUCGGAGGUUACAGUUGCGAAUGCAAUCCUGGUUAUCGUGCGGAAACCAAUGGUCAAUGUUAUUUUGCAGGUUAUUUUAUUUUUAUUAAAAUGUUUGAAUAAGAGUAUAGCUUUGGCUUUAGACUUUAGACUCAGACUACUAACUACUAACCAUUGAUUUUUUAAAAUAUUUUUUUGUACAAACAAAUUAUUGAGGAAUAUUUAGAUCCUUUUUUCACACUUUAGAGCUCUUAAUCUUAAUUUUUUUUUUAAUUUGCUUUUACUUUUGCAAAUGAAUGAACUUAGGAGCAACAAAAGCAAGACACCAGUGAUUUCUGCACAUAAUUUCAGUUUUAAUCUCACACCACACUAUUUAAAAUAAUAACUCAGCUAUAAAUUAUACAUUCUCCUGAAGAAUUUUUUUUUUUUUAAAUUAAAAUACAUACUGUAAUGUAUAGUUACAGUGCUUAAUGAAAUGUUUAGUGUUGUUACAGUGUGUAAUGAAUGUAUUAACAAUUACUUGAAGAAGUAAUUUGUUAGAAUUAUCUUUACUAAUUAAAGUAAAGCACAUUUAAAAUCAUAGACAAGGCCUGACAGUUUUCAAAUUAUUGAAAUGUGUUAAGAUUAAAUUAAUUCAUGGGAAAUAAAUCUACUCAGAUGCAAUUCAGUCCACCUCUGUAGUUUCUUUGUUAUCUCCAGGAUGUGACUUGUUCUUGAAUGACACAACUGGAGAAGUGAAAACUAUGGUUUACCCUGAAAACUACACCAACUCGUUAAAUUGUUCAUGGACUAUUCAAGUAGAAAAAGGGCAUCGCAUAACCCUUAAGUAAUUAUAAUUUUCUCUUAUUGCUAAGCUCAUUGAAAUUAAAAUCAAUUGUUAUGCCAUUGUAGUAUAAAUCUGUUACUUUUAUUACAAUAAUGCUCUCUAAAUUUGGUCAACAAUAAUGAUGUUUUUUCAGGUUAUAUUUUUAAUACUUUUUAAAAGAAGGAUAAUUUUAAAUUGAUAAUUAACUGGGAUCAAUAGCCUGAUGUUAUGAUUUGUUUUUUGGUUUUUUGUUAUUGUUUGCUUAGCAAAACCUAUUAGCUCUAAAAUACUUGCUCGGCUGGAGACCAUCCCUUUAUAAUAUAGUAAGACACACAAUGAAGGGGGAGGGAAACUGAACAAAAGAAAACUAAAUUUUUAAAAAAAUGGACGUAUUGCCAAAAUGCUGUAUACAGGGAUCGAAAUUAAGUCAAACAGUAAAACUAGCCAAGAUACCUUAUGAGAAGCAGUGGAAGGUCUCAUACAUCUCCCCCCCCCCCCCCCACCCCCCCCCCUACCCCAAGUAUAAUAAAUCUAUAUUCUUAGUUUCCUGAGCUACAAUGUCUUUCCUGGCUGUGAAGACCUCCUUGAAAUUUAUGAUGGUGCCAGUUUUAGUGAUUCACUUUUGGGAGUCUAUUGCGACAACUCACCUGGGAAGGUGCAAUCUACGCAAAAUGCCUUGUAUUUGAGAUUCAUCACAGAUAAAGAUAAAAAUGAUCUUGGAUUUAGUGCUUUCUAUUAUUCUUAUGGUAAGCCCAAUUCUUUUGAUUUUUUUAUUCGUUUUUAGAUCUUUUAAUUUAUAUAAAAUUAAAAGUACACUUAGUAAAUGAGGUAUUGAAAACUUUAGUAUAAAUGCAUUAAAAUGGUGUUUUUGGAUAGAUGAAAAUUAAAGUAUGAAUGCAUUAAGAUAAUUUUAUUUCUGAAUAUAUGAAAAUUAAAAUAUAAAUGUAUUAAAGUUUUGUUUCUGGAUACAUGAAAAUUAAUCAUUUUUAAAGAUAACCUAUAACUUUGUCCUUCAGUUCAAAAUUAUAAUUCACUAAUGUUAAAUUUCAGAGUGCUUGCCUUUGUUUUACUCUGAAAACUGCUCAGUACCUUGUGACUGUGUUUCUGACAACACAGAGGACUGUGACAAAGAAAAUGGCAUGUGCUCUUGUAAAAAGGGCUGGCAGUCACAUGACUGUUCCGUUGAUGUUGACGAAUGCACUGAGCAUCCCGAGUACUGUGGGGAAUAUACAAAAUGCAACAACUUAAAUGGCAGCUUUGAAUGUCAUUGUUUAGAAGGUUUUAAUCAGAACAGUAAUGCCACUUGCUAUGGUAAGAAUCACUAAGAUUAAUUUUUUCAUCAAAUUUUUUUACCGACAAAUUUACAUCAUUUGUGUAUUUUACAGUACUAUAUGUAUUAAGUCAUUUUAUAAUGUAUGUGUAUUAAAAGCUAUUCAUUCAGCAAUCAAUUACUUAUGCCCAGACAAAUAGGAUAUAAUUUUAAUGGUCUUGCUUAUAAAAAAAGGUUCAUAUAAUUAUACAACUUGAAAUUAAUACAUUGAAAUAUAUUUUACUACUAAAACGAUUUUCUGAUAUCUUGGCAAUCAAUGCAGUCCCUUUAUAAAUACUGUCUUUUGACCUUUUUAAUAUGUGAUAUUACAGAGAAUAGAACUAUUUAAAAAAGUAACAAUGAAGAUAAUUAUUUUUCUUUUUUUAGCCCCCCUUUCAAAUCGCUGUGAAAAUACUUCAUGUUCUGGUACUUGUAUUAAGUUUAGUUCAUCAGAUAAUGAACCUGUUGAGCAGUGUUAUUGUCCAAGAGGAUAUGAACUUGUGGAAGACCACUGCAGAGGUAUCUAACAUUUCCAAAGAUAAUAAAUAGAUUAUUUUAAGCAAUUUUCUUGAUGAGUUGUUUUGUGGCUCAUAACUCAUUAGAAGUAAUGCUUCAUCUAAACAUCUGAAUGAAAAUAUGGUCUCGACAUUUAAUAUUGAAUCUUUGAUUACUGCAAUAAGGGAAUGGCAAACAUAAAUAAUCUCAUUUAAAACCUCUGGCGCUUAAAAUUGUAAGACAGUUUGUUUUAUUCCAAAAUGAUCGAUAAAUAUAUUAGCGCCCAGAAAUUUCUUGAAACUGCUAAGCUUCAAAAGUAACAUUUAUUUACACACUUUUUUUUUUUUUUUUUGGAAGUAUGUAUCUGAGUAAGAGCUAGAGCCUAUAUUUUGAAUUGGGGAGAUGAGACAUGGGGAUGUAAAUGUUAAGUGGGAAAAACAGAACAAGCAAAUUCAAAAGUAAUUUUUAUUUACACAUUUUUUUUUUUUUUUUUUGGAAGUAUGUAUCUGAGUAAGAGCUAGAGCCUAUAUUUUGAAUUGGGGAGAUGAGACAUAGGGAUGUAAAUGUUAAGUGAGAAAAACAGAACAAGCAACUGUGAAGUAGUAGUAGUAGAGGAAGAGAAAGUAAAGCAAUAUGGAGGGGAACAUAUAUGAAAAUGGCAGUGGAGCACUGGAGGGAGAUGUAAGAAGAGGAAAUGGUUUGUUGGUCGGGAGGAGGGGCUUAAUUAGGAGAAAUGCAUAGAGUGAUAUUGGAAGUGAAUGAACUGAGAAUGGCAUCGAAUGAGCUUUAGGUGAAUAAAGUGACAAAUGGAGGAAGGAUAGGGGGGUGUGGAGGUUUUUUUGGAGAAGGGAAGUGCACAUCAGAUGGUGAUAUGGAUAUUGUAAGGGCAGUUAUUAAAUAGUUAAUUGAAUUCAUAAAUUAGUUCCUGUCUUGUCCUGUUAACUGGUUACAACCUUGUGGGAUAAUAUAUCUGCAAUUGAUGUCAGCAGACUUUCUUGUAAAAAGGUUUGAGGAAUGAUUUGCCAUGCUACGGUUGGGCCAUAAUCUCCAGUACACUAAUUUGUUACAAUAACAAUAAAAUAAAAUUCAUAACACUUACCAGAGAGUUGGUGUGAUAGAUCAAUACAUUUCUAUCGCAGACUGCACCAAUAUGACUUAUGGCUACAAUUGUGAAUCUUAUUGUUCCUGUGAUCAUGACAAGACCUUAGCGUGUGAUAAAGUAACAGGGAAAUGUUUGUGCAAGCGUGGGUGGACUUCACAGAACUGUUCUACAGACGUUGAUGAGUGCCAGAGAGUUAAAUGUGAUGCACGAUCAAAUUGCACUAACACACCUGGAAGCUAUGAGUGUCAGUGUGUACCUGGUUAUGAAAGGGCUCCAAAUGGUUAUUGUGUACAAGAAGGUAGGCUACUUUAAUGAAAUAUAUAGUUGUUUUUUUAUUAAUCUCCAUAUUACAUUAAACAUAAUUAUUGUAAUUGUCUCAACAUCUCACCCUAGUGGGACUAAGCCAAUUGUCACUUUCUGCCAUUUCACCCAAGUAGGACUAAGCCAUCUGUCCUAGUCUCACAUCUCACACUAAGCCAAUAUGACAUGAUUGCUACUGAAAGGAAUGGUUGCUCAUUUCAGUUAGUGCCUGUUUUAUUUUGAGAGUAUACAGUACUAAUGUUUUUAAUAAAUAUAUAAGGAUACAUAAAUAAAUAUAUCCUAUGAAACUAUGCCCCACUAUGUAUUAGGGGGCCAACUUGCUCAUGCAUCACUUUGUUUGCUUACAUUACUGAUCUUUUGUAAUGUCGUUUUCCUUUGUUCUCUAAUUUUUCAUUAAGUCAUUUAUCUAUUGCUUCUAUGAAGACAAACAUUUAUAGGUUUUAAAAUCACAAAAUUAAAAUGAUAAAAUAAACAGCAGUAUUAUUGUGUAUGGUAUCAUAACCAUAUCAAGUUUAUAAGUCUGGCUGGAAAAAAAAGCAAAAUAAAUUAAAUGAAACCUAAAAUAAGAUAUGUCUAAUUUGGUUUACCAGAAAAUUACAUGUAUUUAUUACUGAAAAAUUUAAAAUGUAUUUGACAAUUAAAAUUUAUUUGACACACAUUAACCCUGGUGGUCCUGCAUAGGUAGAAUUCUCACUUUUGCGUUUUAAAAUUGUAAUAACUUUUUUCCAUAACUUUUGGAGACCUAAAUAUUUUUGACAUGUCUAAAUUGUGCAUUAAAAUAUGUAAGUUAGACAGAGUUUAAGUUUAAGAAAAAAAAUCAUAAUUUGUACCCGAGAUGUGGGGUCGAAUCGUUUGGUAAAUAUGUUCCUUCAUAUAUUUUGUAAUACAAAUUCUCGGUGUAGGUAUAUUUUCUGUGCGGUAUUAAGUAUCUACGCAUUAUUUAGGUUAAGUUUUGUAAAAUAGUUCAGUAGAGGGCCAAUUUUCAGAUUGUAUGUUAUUAGAAAUGAGGAUUAUCCGAAUGGCACCUGCUUUUUUAUUAUAAUAUUUUAUCAUUUUCUUUGUGCUUGGCAUGGAGGAAAUGAGUGCACAAAUUGUAAAACUAUUCCAAUCAUUGUCACACAAUGUAUGUAAGAUAUAGAUGCUUAUUUACUGUACUAGUUUAAGCCUCAAGAAGGGACCACACUGAUAUAAUGUGAUCUGAAAACAUGUAAAAUAAUACUUUUCACAAAAUGUUCUCCUACAAAUUCCAAGUGAUGUCAAAUUUUAUUCUAAGAACUGGUCAUCAAUUUUUGAGAACGCCCACUUUUUCCGAAAAUAAAUCAAGUUCUUACCAUUUUUUUUACAUCAGUCAGCUGACUCCUGUCACAUGGUACAUUAUGUGUUUUACUAUAAUGCAAUAAUAUAUAGUAUCCACUAACUUCAUCAACGCAUGCUUUCCAUGUGAGUCUUUAAUAAAAAUGUUAUCUGAAACAAUGCAGGUUCCAAUUUUUUUGUCGAAAAUUCAAUGUUCUACUCCAGGUGUUUUUAGCCUAGGAUGCACGUAAAGCCCUGGGGGUACAGGAUGCAUUGUCAGAGGGUGAGGAGGUUGAAGGAAUACCUAGAAAAUCAGAUUAAUUAGCACCUUAUUAGAGCUUUUAUUGCGGAAAAUAUAAAUUAAAAUAGGGUAAGGGAAGCGAUAAUUUUUUUUUUAAUCAAUAGGGGGGGCGCAGCAAAGAGUUUAUGAACCCCUGCUUUACUGUAUUUAAUUUUAUGUUCAGAUUUUGACAAACUGUUUUUUCAUCCAUUCUAUAAAAAUAUAAUUGCAAAUUUUAAUAAUGAUAUUGAAGCAUGGGUCAUUCUGAUCAACUGCAUUGUGUUACAAAACGUAACCUAAAUUAUGUGUAGACACUGAAUACCAAACAAAACUACACUGAGAGUUUUCAUACAAAGUAUAAGUAUAUGAAGGUACAAUUGAACCUUUGCCACCUGUUAGGGUCGUAAGUUUAUGCCACUUGACAAGCGGACAAUGUCAUGAAUAACAUUUUUUCAGAGUUGCAGAUUCAGCAAAUUAUUUAAUAUAGAGUGGAUAUCUAAAUUGAAUUGAAAUUGCAGUGCAAAUUAUUUUUUAAAAAUAUUUAUGCCUCUAUAAAUAAUACAUUUGUUACUACCAGGUUGUAUUCAGUCCUUCACCAACCAAACAGGCAGCCUAAAAAGUCCAAAUUUCCCAAAACUGCCAGAAGAUGGUGCUGUAUGUUACUGGACCAUUGCAGCUGGUGAACAUGAGGUCAUACAACUUAGGUAUUGUAAUCUACACCGCUACAUGGAUCCAUCCCUACAUAUUGAUAUAACAUACUUAUUUGGGUAUUGACAUAAUAUGCUACGGGACUGAAUGAAACCACUUCCAAAACCCAUGAAAAUUUAAAUGUUGCACUAGCUACAACUAAAGAUGCCGAAAGCCCCAAAAUACGUAUAGAAAUAGAACAUUGUAUAGCACCAUGGAGGGGACUGAAGUGGGAACUUAAGGGCUUAAUACAACAGCGUAGCUCCAUGUAAGGUUCAUGAAAUAAAAUUUCUGUCUCCAGAAUCUAUAACAGUGGUUCUUAACCUGGGUUUGGUGAGUCAGUCUCAGGGGUUCGGCGGAGGUCCAAAAAAAAAAUCAUAUUUUAUUUUUCCUAUUAAGAAGGGUUCGGUGAAUACGCAUAUGAAACUGGUGGGGUUCGGUACCUCCAAAAAGGUUAAGAACCACUGAUCUAUAAGUUAGUGUCUCUCAAAGUUGUUUAAAAUAAAAUGAGUAAAACAGAGUAGGGUUAAACCUGAAAAAAUAAACGCAACAAAACAGCGAACGUGUCGGCAGAAAGCCUUCGCCAAAGUUGUUUGUAGGAUUGCCAAGGGGGUAGUUCUGAAAGGCAUUGUGAUUUAAAGGGAUCCUGGGAUUAACGUCGGACGUAUGAUAAUUGAAAAGACAAAUGCUCUUUGUUUUCAACAGUGGAAGUACCAGCUGCAAAUAACAUCCACAAAUUUGCAUUAGCCAGUCAUUUCAACCCGAUGUCACUAUUAGUACCCAAGUGGUUAUUGAACUUUUAAUAAGUUGAAUACAAUCAGAUAAUGGAAGCCCUACCCCACAACCCCCAAAAAUCAGUUUUUCCUGUUUUUUAAAGGGAUUGUGAAGGAAAUUUCCAGAUAACUGCACAAAAUAAGGUUCUUUUAAAAUAAUAGCUCACAAGCGAGUUUGGUGCAUAAUAUUUUCUUUUGCUUUUCUGAAAUAAAUAUGUAAACCCCCCCCCCCUUUUGCUUAAUAUUAUAUUUACAAAAGAUUUAUUUAAAAAACUUUGAUGUUAGGGGUUGUUUAAUUAAAUGUUUUGUCUAGGACAUUUCUUCAUUAGUCAGUGUCUGGUGAUUCAUCAUGAUUUCUGUGUUUCAACUAUUAAUUCAAGCAACAAGUUACUUUUGAACACUAAGCUGAAUCAAAUUUAUAAAAUUUUGUACACACUUCUGUGUUGUAUCUCUGCAAAAGAUAAUCAGACUAUUAUGUUUAUAUUGUAUAUACUUUUGUGUUGUAUUUCCAAAAACCAAAGGAUAUCUAAUCAUAAGCUUGAUAGUUAUGCAUAUAUUGUAUACACUGAAUUAUGAUAAUAAUUUUGUAUCUAUGCUAUAAUUUGGCGAGAUACUUUUUUUUUUCUCUUUAGAACAUGAUGACAAAUUGGUAAGGUAAUUUUUCUAUUAAAAGAAAAGGUCAUUGAAGGUUUGAGGAUUUGUUAAUUUUGGACAUUGAAGUCUGAAUGAACUUAAUAUGUUUUGCUAGAUGCUCCUAUUAAAACGCUGAAUGACUUUUGCACAUUAUACAAUAUUUCAUUAUUGACUGAUAAAUCUGAAAAGUCCCAUAAAUUUGAUGAAGUAGGCCUGCUCAUCAUAUGUGACAUCUUUGAUAUUCUGGGCAGUUUUGUGUAAUUCUAAGCCUUUCUAUAUUUCUUAUGCCCCCUAUGAAAUAUAUACAUAUAGGUUUUAGCAAGAAGGAAAAAUGCUUUAGGAAUGUACAGGUUUUACGAAGAGAUUUUAAGGAAACUCAGUAAGUAUAUUUUCCAAAUAUAUAAUGGAGAACUGAAAUUCAAGUACAAAAUGAAAGAUUUUUCUAAAAUAUUUCAUUUGUAUAUUUUUACAUUUAUUAUUUAAUAAUUUUACAAUACAACGAGAGAUCACAAAUACUGUGCGAGAUGACUAAUUUAAUGAGAAACUUGCGCUUCAUGCUUGCUACACAGAGAUUUUAUGUUAGGAUCCAAAUUAGAUAGCUUCAGUUUCAAGUCUCCCCGCUGUAAUAUAUCCAGUUGAUUUCUUUUAUAUUUUAGCAGCGAAUCAUCCAUGGCACUAAAUCAACACACAGCCAAAUAUGAGGAUGGAAACAAUACCAAUAGUUGUCUUGUCAAAUUUGGAUAUUUGAUUUCUGUUUCCUCACAAAAGCUAUGCCAUCGCUCCUUGUAUAUUAAAUAAAGAUUUAACAGACUCAUCAUUUGGAAUUCCUACGAGUUCUUCUUGAUACGGCAUAUUUGAAAUAUCAGAAAAAUUCAUUGGCUGCAUCAUUCAGUUGGCGUUUGAAAAUCAAUUUAUUUUAAAACGCAAAAUCUUUCUUCUAAAUGAGGUGACAAUAUUUUUUAGAUAAACUAUAAAGAAGUAUAGGGGUACAACUCACUUCACAUUUUUGAAGCCAAUGAAACUUUAAAAAAUUUUUUUUGCAAACAUAUUUCUGACAUACCGGUAAUUCAAUCAAUGUAAUGGAACCAAAUUUAUCCACUUUUGUGUCUAGAAGUUUUAGUUGCUCCUUGAUAUUGGUAAUUUUAAUGUAUUUAGUUUAUCAAAGAUAUCUGCACACAUGCUUUACCAUCAACUAUUAAAAGGUUCUUUAUUUCAGCUUUUUCAAUGUAAAAAUACCCAAACGUGUCAAAUAGCUCCAUGAAUUUUUUUAAGCAGUUCUCUUUCUUCUCUUCUUCUUCUAUAUCUUAAGGGCCCACGAUCAAUUUAUUGAUCAUUUUGGCUCCUAUGCAUGUAGAUGGGAUUUGCAAUGUUUCUGUUACUGGUGUUGAUGAGGAAAUCAUGCACUAGGGGUUUGAAGGCUUGAGGCAAUAGACACAAAUCUGUCUAGUGUUGUCGCCUCAACCGUUCCUUUUGAAAGAUUGUUCCAGUCCCUGAUUGUCUUGGGCAGGAAUGAGCAGCUCCUAUACUGGCUUCUUUCGAGAGCCACCUUAUUUUAGUGUGAAGUUAAAGUCUCACAUGAUCUGCAUUUUGUGCUUGAAGAGAUGCUCACACUUGCUAUUAGCUUUUAUGGCAUUGAUACACUGUAGAGCUGAAUUUAGUACUUCAUUAAGAACAGGCGAAUUAUUUUUAAUUACCAAAUUUUCAUUAUGAAUAAUACAGUGCACAAGAAACAUUUCUGGGUACUCAUCCUUCAUCAAUUUUAAGCAGCCAUUUUUAUUGCCCAUCAUAUAAGGAUGCGAUGCCAGGUGGCCAAGUUGUCUAAACUGAGAAAAUCUCAAGUUGGUGGUCUUGAGUUCAACUCCAGCCAAAGCCCAGUCAAGCCCAAAAACAUCACCAGCACCCCUGGUGGAUGGGACUCGUUAACCUUGGUUGGCAACUCAUUUAAGAGGAGGAAACGCUGAAUUCGAAACCUGGAGAUGGUUUCGACAACUCCUGCGACACCACGCUGUAUCAUCUAAAUGGUGUUCCCUUGGGUUAUCCAGCGGUGUGGAGAGAGGGGAUUUGCUGUUGGGAACAAGCUUAUAAUCCUAGAAGAAUAAUCCCAGGCCUUGUAGAUUUCAUCCUGCGAAGUCUUCACCAUCAUCACAUUGUGACAGACGGAUGCCAGCAUAUUAGGAGCACCAUCUGCAGCACAAUAUAUUAUAUUUUUCAUUUAACAUCUGGGUACUUUUUUAGCUUAUUAUAUAUAUAUAUAUUUUUGGCUCUAGUGGUGCUUUCAAAUGAUUUAGAGAACAACAUUUCUUUAGCACAAUCUCCAUUAUCAAUAUAUCUCACGUAAGUUAUUCCUACUCUCAAAGUUGAUUCAUUCAUUUGAACUUAGAAUUUUUUUGUUCUCGGCUUUUGUAUUUCAAUAUUUUUGCUUAUUUCAUCUAUUCUUCUGCUAACAGUAUCCACCUCCUUGUAAUCUUUUUCCAAAACUGUUUUAAGAAAUGCGGAUAUUGAUAGUUGAUUAAUUCUCUCCUAUAGUCUAUAGUAUCCUUUUCCCAAGAUUUGGCCAUGAGUAAACAUAUUUAAGAAUUCUCCUUUUAAAAUUCAAAUGAAAUCAUAGAAGACAGUUGGUUUUCAAAUUCUUGACGGCUCAUUUUUAAAUUGCCCCCCUAAACAAUCAAAUUGCCCCUCAGUGGGGCAUGGGCCCCACGUUCCGUUGGGAAACACUGCUUUACAUGCACUGUGUCUGUAUGUAUUUAAAUAUGAUGUGCAUGGAUGUUUAUUUGGAUAUAUAUUAUAUAACAAAACAUUUUUGUUUUUUAUUUCCACCAGUUUUUCUGUGAUCAAUUUUAAUCAAAACUGUGGACACGAUGUCAUCACUAUAUAUGAUGGCAAUGAUACAAAGUCUCCAAUUUUAGGACAUUACUGCCAAUCCCAGACUGCAUCUAUUCUUAUUAAAAACCCAAUCAUUUCCUCGUCUAAUUCGAUGUUGAUCACAUUUGCCAAUGACAGGCCUCUUGGUGCCUCCAGAGCAUUUGUGGCCUCUUACGAAUUCUUAGGUAAAUUUGCUAAGAUCAAGCUUACCAGAAGAAUCUGCUUACAGUUUUUUUAAUUUAAUUGGCAAAUGUUCUUAUAUUUUUAAAUACCGGUACAUGAUUUUUCUAAUAUCAGUUUAAAACAUUUAUGGGACUGAUUUUUAACCUUACGUGUAGUCGGGUAAAUGAGUGUAAAGAAUGUUGAAAGUUUGUGAGAUAUGGUAAUUUAUCAUUUAUCGACAACCUUUUUUUUGUCCCAGUAAAAACAUUGAUAGCAGUUUUGGUCACUGUUUUUGCAAUUUAUAACUCUACUGGACAGAGAUAACCAUUCAUAAUAAUUGUCACCUUUUGUAUACUUAUUGCUCUUGACCAGAUUGUCCAGAUUGGACGUACACAAAGAAUUGUUCAAAACCGUGUGCUUGUGUACAAGCAAAUACAUUAAGAUGUGACAAGGAAAAUGGACAGUGUCAUUGUAAGCCAGGCUGGACAUCUGGAAACUGCUCUGUUGACAUCAAUGAGUGCUCAAGUCCCUCCAUAUGUCGUGAUUACUCAGACUGUGUCAACUUUGAUGGGGGAUAUGAAUGUAAAGCAAAGCAAGGUCUUCACUUUCUUCAAUCUAACAAUGCAGCUCAAGGUUUGUGCACAAGUCUUUUUACAUUUCUGUGUGACUAAUUUCAUUUUAGAGUUUGAUAAGCUACAAUAAAACUAUAUCAUUAAUAUUAUCUUUUUUCUUUUCUUUUUGGUUUUAGCUUAUAAAUUCAUUCUAACAUUAGGUUUUUUUGCAUGUUUUGCAAAGACAUUGAACCUAGUCACGGGUAUUUUAAAGGAGAUUGAAUUUUUCUUUAUCAAAAAAAUUUUUUCAACUUUGUUUUUGGUUCUAUUUCUUGCCCAAUCUCUGGAUAAAUAGUUAGAAAAAAAACAUUACUCUGAACUCUAGAUUGUGUUAAAACCAGUAGCCAGCCACACAAAAAAAAUUUUUCAUUUUAAGGUUUCCAUUCACAAAACAAAUUCAUCCAGAAGUAAUAUGCCUCCACCUUUCUCCACCAUCAAAAGUUUUCUUGAGUUAUCUUAUUUGUGUAUAUGUUACAUAGUUUUAAUUAUUUCUUAAAACCUAACUGUUUCUUAUGUAUUUAGUUGAGCCUGGUGCUGAAUGUACCCAAAGGUCCUGUUCACAUCUCUGUGCUAAAGUUACCAAAGACAACAAGACUGCAGAGCAGUGUUACUGUCCUAGUGGGACCAUGUUGGUUGGGGAUACUUGCCAAGGUGAUCACUAAGUUAUUAUUUUACUAUUUAUAUAUUUCUCUGUCAUAACUGUAAAAUUAAAACAAAAAAUUUAUGAAACUGUAGAUGUCUGAAAUUGAAAUGAGUUUAUGCGUGAAUAUUGAUGGAAAACUUACAUGUGUAAGCAUUAAUUUGUUUUUAAAAGAAUUGUUAAGGUAAAAGAAAUAAGGCUUUUUAAUUUUGGGACAAUUAUUGAAAAGAAAAUCUUUGUUUACUUGCAUUAAAUUAUGCAGUUAUCUUGCUUUUUUUUUUUUUAAAUUAAUUUUUUAAAAUGUUUGUAAUGCAGUUAAGGAUUUACAUAAAUUGAAAACUGUGAUCAGUACUGAAUAUAUAAGCACUUGAUCAUAGUAAUAUCUAAGAGAAUGACAAUUUUUGCCAAAUUUAAGUACUCAUUUUUAAUAGAAGAAAUAUAAUCUCAAAAUGAAAAAAAAAAUGACUGUAUAAUGUUAUUAUGCUUUAAUUUAACAGCGCAACAAAUUGUUACUGCUAAUUUCUAACUUAGGAAAAUGCACGACUUUCCAAAUUUAAAGAAAGAAGUUUGCAUUUAAAGUCUGUUGUUUGUUUGGUGCUGGUGAUUUCUGUGAUUUCGAUCUUAUGUUCACAUCAGUUUUACCUCUUCACAUAUUGCUCUUGCCAGCCUGUACCAACCUGACCUAUGGACCUGAGUGUGCCUUCUCUUGCCCAUGUGUGAUACCUAACACAGCCAGCUGUGAUGCCAGAACUGGAGCUUGCCACUGUCAAAGUGGCUGGGUAAACUCUGACUGUUCUGAAGAUUAUGAUGAUUGUUAUAGAGCCUUCUGUAGGAGUAAUACCUAUUGUGUCGAUUUUCUAGGAAGGUAUGAAUGCCAAUGUUACUCUGGAUACGAGGAAAUGGGUAAUGCCUGUAUAUAUAAAGGUGAGUUUUUAAUCAUUCCAAUUAUGUGAUUUACCUUACACCAAAGUUAAUUUAACAUACGCAUAGCCAUGAAAUAACAUACAGCUUCGCAUAAAUAUGUUCAAAUGAGUUAUAAGAUAGCUUGCAGUUUGAGAAAAGUUUUGAGCUUUAAUAACUUUAAAAGGAACACAAAACUGUGGGGAUCUAUUUCGGGGAAAAGAUAUUAUAAUAGAAAAGAAACUAUAUACAGUAAUAAAUUUCAGGCUCGAAAAUGUCACUUAAAAUAUGAGCCAAAUGUUAAAUUGAAAUAAAAUAGUUAAUUUAACAUACUUUGUAAUUAUUUUAUGACAGCUAACAAAUGUGUAUUUCAUGAUAUAAGUCCUGUUUUAAAAAGUAAAGCUCUUAACAUUUAAAGAAAAUGUUUUUAAAGAAAUUUGAUCAUACACUUGACAGUUGCACAAAUAAAUUAUUUAAGAGAUUAAGAUAUGCGUCUCAUUCAUUGCAGGUUGUGAAAAAAAUUUAUCGGAUCCAACUGGAGUUAUCCUAAGCCCAGGCUACCCACAUUCUUAUGUGAAUAAUGCAAGGUGUUACUGGCACAUUACAGUUGGUCAAGGAAAAGUGAUUGAGCUGAAGUAAAUCCCUGUUAGCUUUUUAAUCAGAUAUAGCUUGAGAUCGAUUAAGCUGAAGUCACAAAUUUGUGACAUGGGAAGGAGGAUUGUUGAAAAUCAGCCAAAAUAGUAUCAUAUCAUUUGUUGAUGGCCCCCUAAACCGUUAACCCCAUUCCUUAAGAUACAACUUGGUUUUAAAUUUUCUUUAUUAAUUCGAGGGCAUUUAUCAAGUUUGUAAUGUAUCAAUAUAAACUUAUUUACAAGGCACUUUUUAAUGCUUGUUUUUUAGUUUUUUGUCUUUAGUCUUAAUAGAGACUUUCCCCUAAAAAUUAAAGUCACAAUUAAAUAUAGCUGUGAAAUACAGAACUAUAGAACUAUAGUAAGCCAAACUUUUUUUAUUAUUUGAGACCCCUCCCACCUUUUCCCACUUCCCUCCAAAGUGCAAGUUUUUCUAUAACAUCAUUGCACUAAUUCCUGAACCCUAAUCAUUUUGAAAAGGCUUUAAAUAACACAAGCGCUAACUAUAUUUCAUCCUGCCAUUGUAUUGUUUUUCAUUUACAGCAUUACAAGAUUCGAUGUUCCUGAAUGUGAUAAUGAUCAUUUGGAUAUUUAUGAUGGAAACAGCUCCAGUGCUCCUAAGCUCAUACAACUGUGUCGUAACUUUAACAGUAAAGUCCUCGUCUCAUCAUCUAACUCUAUGUACCUCACAUUUACGUCUGAUUACUCUGUGAGUGGGAUGGGCUUUCAUAUCUCCUACAAGUCCUAUGGUAAAAAAUAUUUAUCCUAAUAAAAAAUAUGUAGAAAGAAUUUUUUUUUUUUUUUUAAACUUAAUAAUUAGUGGAUCGUUAUAUUUAGUAUAUUUAUGUCAUAUAAUAAUAUUUUUAAAAUGUCAUUGUAUUGUAGGUGGGAAGCUGACUGGGGUAAAGAGAAUUUUAAGGGUGGGGAGGACCUUGUUUAAAAAGAAAUUUGUAUUGAGAGCGUAACGUCUUAUUCUUUGAUGUUGCUAUUUACUUAUAGCAACAAAAAUAACACAUUUUUUUUUCAAAAUCAAGAUUGCUAUCAUCAAUCUGCUGAAUUAUUAUAAAACUAGUUACAGGUGUUAGUGUUCUUUUAAUUUUUUUAAAUAAUUAAAGAUAUUUAAUACUACUAUCAAUGACUAGCAUUAGUGAUUAUUCCUAUUUAUUACUAUGGCAGGGCUUGUUUAAUAUGUGUACACUUUCUAAAACUGAAAACGGGCAUUAUCUUCCUCAUUGUAUAAGUAGAUGCCAUUUUGAGUCGAUGUAAGUUGUAAGUGCGAAUCGUGGGCUAUAUAAAGGCUAUUUCGUAUUAUAUUCUUUUUUGUUUUUAUUUCACUCUAGCUGGAAACUUCCUAUUAACAUUUUAUAUCCACGUAGCGCUUGGAUUUUUAAAAUAAAAACUUCUAUUCUCAUAACAUUUUUUUUGUUGUCUAGUGCGAUGAAUUAAAACAUAAAAUAGACUUAAAAGACUUUCUAUCAAAAACAAGUUUACAAAUGUAGAAAGUAAUUUUAAAUUUCUUAAAAAUGAAUGACCCAAAGAAAGUCUGUGCAGAAGUAAAGAUGAGCACUUUGAGUGGUGAAAGUGAAAGAUUUCAAAAUGAAUGUAGACAAAACCUACAUAUGGUUAGUGUCUAAUUAUUGUUUUACUCUAUUUGAAUUUUUGUACAGUUUUUGAUCCCAAAGAGAGGUGUGUAUGUACAUGAAACUUUUUUGUUAAAAAACCCUGUUGAAAACAAUAUAAAUUGAAUAUUCUAUAGGUGUUGUCAUUUUUAAAUAUCAUCUAUUCAAUGUAUUAUUUCAGAGUGUCCAGAUUGGACCUAUCCAUAUAACUGCACAAUCCCUUGCAACUGUGUGAUAAACAAUACAAAAUACUGUGACAGGAAAAGUGGCCAAUGUGUUUGUGAAGAAGGCUGGACCUCUGAUGACUGUUCACGGGACAUUGAUGAGUGCUACCAUAAUCCUAAAGCCUGUCCAGAUUACUCAACUUGUAACAACUUUGCUGGUGGCCACGAGUGUCUUUGCUAUGAUGGACUUGAAAGAAUCACCAAUACCUCAUGCCAAGGUUUGUUUCAACAACAGUUAAAGGGUUAAACUUAAAUGAAAAUUAAAGGCUGUUGGUUAAUUUCAUGAGCAUUUUACUCUUGUAUUCCAUACAAAUUACAAGUAAGAUUAAGGGUGGGGGUGGUGCGGUAGGCCACAAUCUUUUAUCUCUUUGCUCCCUCACUGUUGCUGCCUAUGAUUUGCUACUACUAGAGCUAAUGGCCCAACAUAUUCUCUGCAUUACCCAUGCAUUAGUUGGUGCUCAUCAGUUCCUUAGCACAAACAAUAUUAACAGCCUUUUUGCUUAUUAGGGUUUUGGUGAAGCUGAUGAUGUACUCACUAUAUUAUCUAUAUUCUAUAUUUAAUCCAAGUAUAGCAUAAUAAUGAGAUUGAGAGAUCUUGACUUAUUUUUUACAUGACUCUGAUAAAAUUAAAGAGUGGCUUAUAAACACUGGGUCACACCCAAUGGGGCUUUGUUUAAUCAUGGAAAUACAGUCAAGAAAGAAAGACAAAAACUUUCAUGAAGGUGCCCAUGUAGACUGAUUUAGAUAGUGGAGGGCAUAUUCCAGAUGUUCUCAGAAUGCUUUAGACCAGGACUGCACAACUCAAAAUGUAAGGCGGGCCUUAAUACUUAAUGAAAAACUUGUGCUGGCCAAAAGAAAAUAAGAUAGGACUUGUGUGGGCCAAAAGAAAAUAGGAAAAAGGGAAAGCUGUUGAGAAAAUAAUAAGAGAAAAGAAUAUUUCGAUACUUGACGGGACACAAAGUGGGUGCUGGCGGGCUGCAUGUGGCCCGCGGGCCGUAUGUUGUGCAGGUCUGCUUUAUACAAGGGAAAAUUGGGUUAAACUUGGGCAGUUACUAUUGCUCUGCAGGAGUGGUUUUAUAUUCAUAAUCGCUGCUACUAAACCUCCACAAAAAUGUCUUUUUUGUGUGUGGGAAAUAAUAAUUUGUAAAUACUUUAUUGUGUUGUGAUAACCAUGGCUUAUUUUUUCAUAUUUACAAAAUUUUAAAGGUCCAAGCUCUAGUAUUGCAAUAUUUGUGGCCUUAUAAAAUGUAUCUGUAGCUUGGUGUGUUUCAGUUGAACCCCAGAGGAACUGUACAGAGAGAAGUUGCUCCCAUGUGUGUGCUAAAGUCAUGACUGACAACCAGACAUUUGUUGAGACGUGUUACUGUCCUAUUGGGACUGUGCUGGACGGGGAUACAUGCCAGCGUAAGAGUCUUGUUACUGUCCUAUUGGGAUUUGUUACUGUCCUAUUGGGACUUGUUACUUUCCUAUUGGGACUUGUUACUGUCCUAUUGGGACUUGUUAUUCCUAUUGAGACUUGUUACUUUCCUAUCGGAACUUUGUUACAAUGCUAUUGGGACUGCGCUUGCUUGGGAUAUAUGUCAGCAUAAGAGACGUGUUACUGUCCUAUUUGGACAUAAGAUUGUCCUGUUGAGACUUGUUUCUGUUUUAUUGGGACCACGCUGGAUUGAGAUAGAUGUCAGCUUAAGAGAUUUGUUACUCUCCUAUUGGGACUUCUUACUUCCCUAUUGGGACUUGUAACUGCACUAUUGGGACUUUCUCUAUCCUAUUGAGACUUGUUAUUAUCCUAUUGGGACUGUCCUGGUGGGGACAUAUGUCAACAUAGGGUAAUUGGUUUGUUAAGUUAUCAGUUAAAAAUGUCAAAAAUUUGUUUUGAAACAUUUUUAUUCUAGAUGAAAGAGAGCCUUUUAACGUUAUGAUGAUGGCUGAUGAUUUAAUGGUUAAUUACGGCAAAGCUCAUUAUUUAAUACUAGAAUAAAUGACCCGAUGUUAUUGGGAUAAUAAUGCUAGAUACUUUGCGAUAAUUUCUAACUGCUAUUGCAAAAACUCGUCACCAUUCAUAACUUUAAAAAUGUAAUGAUAUUUACGUUUCUAACAUCAAGUUUUGAGAAGUAUUUAUCUGCUAUAUAUUAUAGGCCUACCCUACUCCCUUUCGCUCAUUAUCUACUUUUUUCUCCAUCUAAAGAUUACUUUAAAUAACACAGUCUAAAUUAUCACUAAUUAUAUCACUUUUGUCACUAAAGAAGUAAAUUGAGGGAUAUUUUCCUAUGUUAGAGAAAUACUUUAGAUUUACCCCUUUUCCUGCCCUUGAAUUACAACUUUUUUUCUCUAAAAAUUGUUUAAAAAACUUACCUUAUAUAUACAACAAAAACUCUAUAUAUGAUAUACAUAUAUUUUAUAUUAAAUGAUUUAGAUAUAUUAAUAUCUUUAUCAAAAAUUUAAACACAUUUUUGCCGUUUUUACAAAAAUUAUAUAUUAUCAGAAAAUCGUAAAACAAAGAAUUCUUUUAUCUAAAGAAGAAUUGCGCAACCGUUUUUCACAUGUAUAACAGAUUUGAGUGUUGUUUUUUUAAUUUAAAUGGUUAAUCUCAUAAAAUACACAUCUCUUUACUUUUUGCAAAGUAAAAACAAAAAUAUAUUUUUUGUAAGUAAAUAUUAACCCAUCUCUGUUUUUAAAAAUUAUUUUUUCAAGUGUGUAAAAUGAUUGGGUUUUAAUAUUCAUGGGUAUACUUAAAUAAUUGUAACCAAGACUUGUUAACGCCAUUGAUUUUCUUAAUCAGUAAACAUAUGUUUAUUUGUAAAAAGAGAAUCUAACAUCUCUUUUUUUACAUAUGUAAUACCAUAGGAGUUAAUUAUGUUGUCAUCCACGUAAAAAUGUACACAUCUUAUUUCCUAACUCCGACAUGUAUUUACCCAAGAAAAUUAAUUAUUUAUCAAAAGCAUUCCUUUAUUUUGAGAAGUAUCUUGUGCUGCCUUGGGCAAAAUGAACAUACCCAUAUUUGUAAAAAGAGAAUGUAACAUGUCUUUUUCACAAAUGUAAUACGAUAGGAGUUAACUAUAUUGUCAUCCACGUGAAAAUUUACACAUCUUAUUUCCUAACUCCGACAUGUAUUUACCCAAGAAAAUUAAUUAUUUAUCAAAAUCAUUCCUUUAUUUUGAGAUGUAUCUUGUGCUGCCUUGGGCAAAAUGAACAUACCCAUUUUUGUAAAAAGAGAAUUUAACAUGUCUUUUUCACAAAUGUAAUACGAUAGGAGUUAACUAUAUUGUCAUCCACGUGAAAAUUUACACAUCCUAUUUCCUACCCCGACAUGUAUUUACCCAAGAAAAUUAAUUAUUUAUCAAAAUCAUUCCUUUAUUUUGAGAUGUAUCUUGUGCUGCCUUGAGCAAAAUGAACAUACACAUAUUUGUAAAAAGAGAAUGUAACAUCUCUUUUUUCCCAAAUGUAAUACCAUAGGAUAUAAAUAUAUUGUCAUCCACGUGAAAAUGUACACAUCCUAUUUCCUACCUUCCGAAAUGUGUGUUCCCAAGGAGGUUAAUUAUUUUAUCAAAAUCAUUCCUUUAUUUAGAGACGUAUCUUUUGCUGCCUGGGGCAAAGUAACCAGCACCUCCCCCACCCAGAUUUAAAUAAAUUUAGAAAAAUCUUCCACCGGAUUGUAGUCCUUUCCAUACCCAAACUGAAAUAAUUUGCACUUCAUAUGGUUUGUCUUUUUUUGCUUUAGUUAUAAGUAGAUUAGUCAAUGCUAUUUGGCUAUGGAGUUGCGCUGCACUGUAUGUCUUAAACCGCAUUUCUUAUUAGAAUUAGAUUUAAAGGUUAGUUUUUAUUACAUUAUGAUUUUAAUAAAGGUAUAUUUUUUGGAGAAAAAAAAUGGCAAAAACUUUUGAAAUGUUAAAAUAUACACAGCUGAAAUGUGUGUGUGUUUUAUUAACAAUUUAAAAAGCAAUCAAUUACAUUUAUUAAUUUUACUUUGAAGAAGGGAAAAUACAUUAUCAGUUUUGUCAAGCAUGGUUAUUAAAUUUAAAGAAACCUAAGAGUUUUGGAGAAAUAGGCUAUUGGCAGUAUGACUCACUUGCAUGAUUAUUAAGAACAAAUUAAUUUAAAAUUGUAUUCUGCAAUAUUAACAAUGCACUAAAAGAUGCACUAAAAAUUACUGAUGUUUGUGUUUUCCAAAUAAAUGUGAUUAGGUGUAAUUCUUUGAUCAUGAUUUUUUAAUUUUAAAAAUUUUUUCAUAACUCUUAAACACAUACAAAAUGCUGAAAAUAGUUCCUUAGUUGAUACUUUAGAUGUAUUUGUAAUUUAUAAUAAUAAUACUUAAACGUUUACUAAAAUAAAAGCGAAUUUAAAAUAUUUUUUGUGCAUUUAAAUUUAUUCGAUUUCUGUUAAAUAAUAUAAAAAUAACUAUGAUUGGUUUUAGGAAUCCGAAGUACUUAAAUCUUUUCUGUUCUUUGGAGUUACGUCAGUAUAGCUCAUUCUUAUAGAUAUUUCAAUAAAAAUAAAACAAAAUAAAAAAUUAUUAAUUUAAGAAGAAUAAAAGACUUUUACUUUUAUGUCUCUGUUGGAUUUUUUAACCUUCCUAUUCAUGGGCGCCCGCAGAAAACUUUCUGGGGGGGAUGUUUUAAUGUAGUUUUAAUUUACUGUAGCGUAUUUGUAUGGUGAACGAACAGACAGGACAUCAGCUUAGUUACUUUCUCUUUAUGUUCUCUUUACUUUAAUAAAAUUUUUUUGGGGGGGGGGGCAAGCGCCUGUGGGCGCCCAUGUUCCUAUUACUUUGUAUUUUUAGAUGUAGAUCCUUCACUCACUUAUAUUAUAUAUCCUUCAUUGACUAUAAAUCCUUCGCUCACUUAAAGAUCCUUUAUUGACUAUAGAUCCUUCACUGACUAUAGAUCCUUCACUGACUAUAUAUCCUUCAAUGACUAUAUCCUUCACUGAAUAUAGAUCCUUCACUGACUAUAGAUCCUGAUGGUUUAAGUUCUAGAUAAAAAAAAUGCUCCAAGCACCAGGAUUUAUUUACUUUUUGAACAAAAAUGUAAAUCUCAGAUUGCCCUAAUCUGACCUAUGGCCAAGACUGCAGUCUGACUUGCAAAUGCAAUGAGAAUACCACAAGCUCUUGUAAUGGUCUCACUGGCGAUUGCUACUGCAAAGAGGGCUGGUCAUCGAGUGACUGCUCUCUUGACAUCGAUGAGUGCUACUCAACAUGCAGACGUUCCCAUAUGCUAUGCCGCAAUACACCAGGAAGCUAUGAGUGUACAUGCUCACAUGGAUAUGUCUUUAAUGCUGCUUGGGACUGUGUCUAUGAUGGUAAAAUUGUGUGUUUUUAUUUAUAUAUCAUGACAGGAUUUGAAACUUGAAAAUAAUAACAUCUAGACUUAUUGAAAAAUGUUUUAAAAAGUGAAUUAGCUCUACCUAAGUGACUAGAAUUAAAAGCAUGUUCAGUUAACCAAUGGUAAAAAAUGUGGGAAUAAAAUAGUGACUUUGGGACAAUUGUUCACUGAUUUCAAAACAUGUUACUCAGAUGGAGUUCCAUGUUGGUGAAAAAGCAGUUCUUUUAAAACUAGAAUGGGAGUUAGUGUUCUAAAUAGAUCUAAAUGAAUGUAAGUCUGUGCAUAAUAAUUUUUUUUUUUCCCUCUGUUGUGUAUGUUUAACUACGAAAAGAUUUUUUCCAUAUAAUUGCAGGAUGCCAAAGGAAUUUGACAAAACAGGAGGGAUAUUUUGAAAGCCCCAAGUAUCCUGUUGGUUAUGACAACAAUGACCAUUGCUCAUACAAAAUAACAGUUGCGCAAGGACUCGUCAUUUCUCUCAAGUAAUUCUGUCCAUAUGUUCUUCUCAAGAUUUUACAUUCAAACUCUGGCAUUAAUCAAUGUAGCUAGAAUAUCUUGAACAGAUAUGUCAUGAUUUUUUAAAAUUUCACGAUAAGUUUGCUAAUAUUUUUAUGUGAAGCGCGGUGAGCCUCGCCCUAUUAAACGCAAUAUAAGACCACUUUAAUAAUAAUAAUAAAAAUAUUAAUAUUUGUUAGUAAACAAAAACAUAAAAAUUAUAAAUGAAGCAUGCUGAAAGUGUGUUUUGAUGCAAACACAACAAAGUUCUACUUACUCACAUACGCCUUUUACCCUGCCUGGGGCAUCAUCAUAGACUGUCUGUAGAUCUACUAUAAAUGACUAAUUGUCAAAAAAUUGAUGUUAUUUAGCAAUUUUCUCCUUCUUUUAAUUUGUUAAAGCAGAUAAACCAGUCUGUUUUAUCGGCUACACAUCAGCCAGUAUGUCUUAUCAGCUACACAUCAGCCAGUCUGUCUUAUCAGCUACACAUCAGCCAGUCUGUCUUAUCAGCUAAACAUCAGCCAGUCUGUCUAAUCAGCUACACCUCAGCCAGUCUGUCUUAUCAGCUACACAUCAGCCAGUCUGUCUUAUCUGCUACACAUCAGCCAGUCUGUCUUAUCAGCUACACAUCAGCCAAAAACUUAUCUGAAGUAACUUAUUAUUUUUCCUCUGCUAGCAAAACUUAACACAGGCUAUCCCAAAAAAAUUUUAACAAACAUUGUUUUUGUUUGAAGUUUUAAGUUCCCUUGAGACUUUUCACUUCACAGUUAGUGCAGGACUAUUUAUUUUUCAAUUUGUUGAUGAAAUGAUGGAAAACAAAAUAUUGUAGCUAUUGCUCUACUGCUACAUUCCCUUUUAUUUUGAGGCCUAAGCAAUAAUUGGAUAUCUAUUGAUUAUAUAAUGUAUUGAAUUCAUUCAACUUAAACAGAGCACCACAUCAGCUUUGUUUUGUUCUCAUGACCCCACAAACCAUUCUUUAUUGUGGGUUCAUAAAUAGUAAGCUUUUUUAAAAUAGAUAUAUUUUGUAGCCAAACCUUUUUUUUAAAUGUAUGUUUCAUUUUGUUUUUAUAUUUGAAUUUGUCUCUUAGUUUUCAUGAACUUGAUGUGGAAAGUUACCCGAAGUGCACACAUGAUUACAUAGCAAUAUAUGAUGGCCUCACUACGAUGGACGCUUUAAUUGGUCGUUAUUGUGGUUAUUUGAAGCCUGGGAUCAUCCGAAGCUCAAGAAAUAAAAUGCUUAUUGAAUUCAUAUCUGAUCGAUUUUACACAGAACAUGGAUUUUAUGCUGAUUACAUCGGUCAUGGUAAGGUUUAUAGUUUAUAUAAACUGUAAAUAUAAUGCUUUAUGUGCUAAAAUACAUUUAAUUCAAUUUUUUAAAAUUAAUUGUACCAAAUAUUUUUUUUAUUUAGUUUUCAUCUAAUAAUAAGUAUUGAGAAAUUAAUCAGCUCUUGCUGACAGCUUAAAUUAAAGUUUAAAAAUAUAAGACUUAAUACUUUCCUACUACAGCCUGCUCUAACUUUACCUAUGGGGAGACAUGCUCCAAUGCUUGUAUCUGUAACCAGAACAACAGCUUGUUCUGUGAUAACCUCAGUGGUGUUUGUGUGUGCAAAGAUGGAUGGAUGGGGCUCAGCUGUACAGAAGAUGUGGAUGAGUGCCAAGUGCAUUCCUCCUCUUUCUGCACCAGCCAUUCAAACUGUGUCAACAGAAUAGGAGGCUAUGAGUGCAUUUGCCAAAUUGGUUUUGUUAAAAAUGCAACUGGACAUUGCCAUGGUGAUUUUUUUUAAUACAAAUUAUGAAAGAUAUAGUUUUAUUAAAAAAAUUUUUUAAAUACAAGUUUUGAAAUAUUUUUUUUAUAAUUUAUGUUAUAAAUUCAUUAAAAACUGAUGUGAUACAGAUUAGCCGAGGGAUAGAACUAAAGUUUGAUUUUUUUUUUUUUAAUUAUAUGUCAAGACAUGGAAAAUAAUGAUUAAAUUAAUAUUAUUCUUUACUUUCUAACUCAAAACAAAUUACUAAACACUUUGAAAACAAGAUUAAUUAUUAUUUAAAUUUUUUUAUUUGAAAUGGAAAAUGGCAUUAACAUAAAAAAUGAUUAAAAUUGAUUGCAAAUAUUAAUUAAAAUGCCAUCUUUAAGAAGAAAAAAUUGGUGCUGACAGUGGGCCAUGUAGACAUCUUGUUUCAUUUAAUCAAAAUGUAUCAUUAUUUGUAAACAGUUAAUUCUUAAGAUAUUUUAAAAGUCAAGAUUUUUAGAAAUAGCUAAGAAUAGAAAAUAGUAGACUCAAAGAUUACCAUUUAUAAUUAUAGAAUAAUUUUCAUAAGCGUAUCAAUUAAUAAUACCUAUGAAAUAUAAACACAAAAUGUGACCUAUUUCAGUGCAGACGAAGAUCACUUUUUAUUGAGAAAGCUUCAUAAUUCAAAAUUCUUUUUUCUAAAUUCAUAUCUAAAAAAUUUUUUAAAUCUUGUAGAACUUUCAGAAUAUCCAUUAAAGCAUCGUAAAUUAAUAUGUUAAAAGCCAUUAUAUUUUUUUUAUGUUUUGCGAAAUUUAGAGUGCAAAGAAGGAAGAUAUGGAGACGAAUGUUUAAACGUGUGUCAAUGUAGCAGAGAGUUCACAGUCAGUUGUAAUAAUGUAGAUGGCACUUGUGCCUGCAAAAAUGGCUGGAAAGGUUCUGACUGUUCUGUAGACAUAGACGAGUGUAGUGAGAAGCUUGUGACAUGCCCAAGACAUACCACAUGCAUCAAUACUUUGGGGGCUUAUUUUUGUGGGUGUCUUCAAGGAUUUGUGCAAAAUAACUUGACCGGAAUUUGUGAAGGUGACUUAAGAAAUUAAUUAAUAAUUUUAAAAGUUGUUAAAAUGCAACACACAUUAUUUGUAAUCAAAUUAGGAAUUAAAUCGCUGAAUAAAAUAAAUUAUACGUCUAUAUUAAGGAUACUAAACAUAGUGAUCUGAAAGGUUUAUUUACAGAAACAAUUACUAAUUGAUAUACCUUUAGAUUACAUCAUCCCUCUUACUCCCAGUAAGGUGUAUUAUAACCCAUCGGCCAUAGGUCAAUUUCAACAUUAACAUCUUUAACUCACUUAAUUGUUUAUUCCAUAGAACUUUUUUUUUUUACAUAAGUAUAUCAUAUCAGAUAAGUUUUAAGUUAGAUAUUUAUAAAUUGGCUUCUCUAUUAGAUUUUUUAUGCCAUUGAAAAAACUUAUUCCAUAAAUCAAUAAAUUCUUCUUGCUUAAUUAACCAGAUAUUGAUGAAUGUAUCAAUGAAGAGAGCCCAUCUUGUGAACACAUCUGUAUUAACACCGAGGGUGGGUUCAGGUGUUCCUGUGUCCCUGGCUACCAGAUUGAUCUGAAAGAUGUCACUAGAUGUACUGGUGAGUUUCAUAAGGCUAACAAGGAAAUGUGAGGAAACAGAUCUCAUGGUUAUUUCAGCUUUGAACUGGAGCUGGGGUAGUAUCAGAUUUGUAUCAACAACUGUGGCUCACUGUGACAAUCUAUACAUAAGUGUCUGCAUGCAUCUUUUCUUAUUCACUAGAGAAUAAAUCUCUGGGCAUUUUUCAGCCACCAGAAACUGGAAAGGUCUGAACCUCUCAAUGGGUUGUAGAGGAUUUGGUUAAUGGCCUAAACUCACCACCUUUCUCACCUCAAGGGACAAGCAGUAAUCUUUUAAGAGAGGUGACUGGUUGCCUCUGUCAAUGAAAUUUUUCUUUUUUAAAAUAUCCAUGCUCUCUACCUGUGUAUGAUCACAUACUUGGAUUCUAUGAAAUUUAAAACUGAAAAGUGGUGGUCACAAAAUAUAUUUAAUUACUCAGAUUUAUAUAUUACAGCAGGAGUAGAGAAUGUACUCAAGUGCUCGUCAUGUAAAGUAUUAUUACUUAAGCAAAAAUGAAUGCUCAAAGCAUAAGUAGAAAUAAAUGCUCAAAGCAUAAUAGAAAUAAAUGCUCAAAGCGUGCUACUGUGUUUGCAAUUGUUUCAGAAUGCGAAGAUGGUAAGUUUGGAAAGCAGUGCCUCCAGACCUGCCAGUGUAACUCGGAGAACACAUUUUACUGUAAGAAGUCUGAUGGGACUUGUCUGUGUAAACCUGGCUGGUCAGGCACACAUUGCUCAGAUGGGAAAGAUUCCCCGCUUAUAGGUCAGUAGUCCAGAUUUAGCUUGUACACAUCUUGUUUAACGAGACCACCAUUGCAGUAAUUGUCAUUUUUUAAAAUUGUAAUGGGAAGAGAAAUUAACAAUAAUGUAGCAACUUUAAAGCCAAUACUAUUUUCAU